AUGGCAGGUACAAAGAUGCAAGUCAUUCCUAGUGAAAACCCUCUCUCGGUUUCUGGUCCCAGGCCCAUGGAAUGGUCGACUGUUCCAUACGCUGGUCCUGGAGGACCUGCUUCCAACGGUAAAAACCGAACUUCAAGCUUGGAGUCACCCAUAAUGCUGCUUACUGGUCAUCAAAGCGCCAUCUACACUCUUAAAUUCAACCCCACCGGAGACCUCAUUGCAUCUGGUUCACACGACAAGGAGAUAUUCCUGUGGAAUGUCCACGGCGAUUGCAAAAACUUCAUGGUCCUGAAGGGCCACAAGAAUGCAGUCCUCGAUCUCCACUGGACCACCGACGGAUCAAUGAUUAUAUCAGCCAGCCCCGACAAAACUGUCAGGGCAUGGGACGUCGAGACAGGGAAACAGAUCAAGAAAAUGGCCGAGCACUCGUCAUUCGUAAACUCGUGCUGUCCUUCCAGGCGUGGCCCGCCACUCCUCGUCAGUGGUUCUGAUGACGGGACAGCCAAGCUCUGGGACCUACGCCAGCGUGGCGCCAUCGGUACGUUCCCUGACAAGUACCAGAUCACGGCAGUGGGGUUCUCUGAUGCUUCGGAUAAGAUAUUCACAGCUGGAAUCGACAAUGAGGUGAAGGUGUGGGACAUCAGGAAGGGUGAAGUGACGAUGAAGCUCGAGGGGCAUCAGGAUAUGAUCACUGGGAUGCAGCUGAGCCCUGACGGAUCUUAUCUCUUGACCAAUGGUAUGGAUAAUAAGCUGUGUAUUUGGGACAUGAGGCCUUAUGCGCCACAGAAUCGGUGUGUGAAGAUUUUGGAAGGGCACCAGCACAACUUUGAGAAGAAUCUGCUGAAAUGUGGGUGGUCUCCUGAUGGAAGCAAGGUUACUGCUGGUAGUUCUGAUCGGAUGGUCUAUAUAUGGGAUACUACCACUCGAAGGAUACUGUACAAGCUUCCUGGCCAUACUGGCUCGGUCAACGAGUGUGUCUUUCACCCGACUGAACCGAUACUUGGAUCGUGCAGCAGCGACAAGCAGAUUUACCUUGGGGAGAUAUGA
Linum tenue is the source of this 1047-nucleotide messenger RNA. NCBI's taxonomy places the organism in Eukaryota, Viridiplantae, Streptophyta, Magnoliopsida, Malpighiales, Linaceae. The record is from the annotation of a GenBank genome assembly.